AUGUUAACAAAAUCAGAUAUAAAUCCAUUCGACAGUCAAGAAGCGAAACCAUUUCGACACGACACAGAAAUAAUGGCGAUGAAUCGCUUGGUGGGAGCGUAUCAAAAUAACGAUAUUCGGGAAUUCGAGAAUAUUUUGAAACAAAAUCGUGAGACAAUUAUGGCUGAUCCCUUCAUUCGGGAACACAUCGAGGAGCUUCUAAAUAAUAUCCGAUCACAGGUGUUACUGCAGUUAAGUCAACCCUAUUCACGCAUACAGUUGUCGUAUCUAGCCGAUGAGCUGCAUAUAUCAGUGAAAGAAGUGGUUGUUCUAUUGGUUGAAUUGAUAUUGGACGGAUCUCUAUCGGCUACGAUCGAUGAAAUUCAUUCCACACUGAUCGCAAAUCCACCCGCACCUUCAGCC
Anisakis simplex (herring worm) is the source of this 402-nucleotide messenger RNA. The record is from the annotation of a GenBank genome assembly. NCBI's taxonomy places the organism in Eukaryota, Metazoa, Nematoda, Chromadorea, Rhabditida, Anisakidae.